Molecule: messenger RNA, 822 nt
Organism: Cuscuta campestris
Lineage: Eukaryota; Viridiplantae; Streptophyta; Magnoliopsida; Solanales; Convolvulaceae
Source: the annotation of a GenBank genome assembly
GUGAGGGCCCAUUUGAUUAAACAUGGCAUACAAGCUCCCACGCCUGCAGUAGGUCCACAGUGUUUUGCUGGUGGCAGAGGCCGAGUACAGAUGCUGAGUGCGCAGGCUCUGCCGCUGGAAGCAAUAGAUUCCUCAAGAUAUAGAUUUUUGUUUAACAAGGAGCUCAAGAAUAGUGACGUUGGCCCUCUAAGGAGAAUUGUCAUUCCAAAGAAACCGGCAGAGGACUACCUCCCAAAACUUCUUAUAAAGGAAGGGUUUCCGAUCACAAUGGUGGACAUGGACGGACUGCACAUUUGGAACUUCAAAUUCAGGUAUUGGCCAAACAACAGUAGUCGCAUGUACGUGCUCGAAAAUACAGGUGGAUUCGUGCAUGAGCAUAGUUUGGGUCAUGGAGACUUCGUUGCUUUUUACAUUGACGACCACAAAAACAACUAUGUCAUUGAAGCAAGGAAAUCAGGGGAACAAGAAACAUGCAGAUCUGCAGGUGUUUUAACAGAUGAUUAUAGCUGCCAUGAUGAUGGUGAUGUUGCAGUUGCAGUACAAAGUGCAGCCGAACCGGCUGAUCAAAAAUCAUCACACUAUUAUCCGCAAAGCUUCCCGAGAGUGGACGAACCGGAAACAUCUUUUGUUUACGAUUCAACUAACUUCUCAAGUGAAGUGUCCCCCUUUGAUUUUCUUGGGGGCUCGAUGACUACCUACUCAAAUUUCGAUCCAUUGUCAAGCUUCGGAUCCAUCGAGAGCUUAUCCGUUGAUGAUUUCUACUCAGCUCUGACAAAGUGACUCUUGUACCAGAAGUAAUUUAUAGAGCUACUCCAUUACACU